AUGGCGAUGCCAAUUGCCAAUGUUACUUCAGCUGGUGGAACCUUUGAAAUGGGGCUCUUCAGUCCAGGUAAUUCUAAGCUUCGUUAUGUUGGUAUUUGGUACAAGAAUAUAUCUGUUAGGACAGUGGUGUGGGUUGCCAACAGGGAAGCUCCUUUGACCAGUGGAUCAGGUAUCCUUAAGGUCAUUGAGCCAGGUCUUCUUGUCCUUCUUAAUGGCACUGACAAAGUUGUAUGGUCAACUAAUACCUCUAGAUCUGUGCAGAAUCCCAUUGCACAGUUGUUGGAUUCUGGAAAUCUUAUUGUGAAAGAAGCUGGUGAUAAUAACCCCAGUAAUUUCCUCUGGCAGAGUUUUGAUCACCCGACUGAUACACUAUUACCAGGCAUGAAGCUUGGUUGGAAUUUUGUAACUGGUCGAGAGGUGUACUUGUCAUCGUGGAAGAACGAGGAGGAUCCAGCUCCUGGCGAUUUUACCUAUCACUGUGAUCCUUCUGGUUAUCCACAGAACGUGAUCCUGAAAAAGGGCACAGAUGUUGUAUAUCGCUCUGAACCAUGGAAUGGUCGCCGUUUUAGUGGGGCACCAAACUCUAGAGAAGGUACUUUCUAUACAUUUGGAGUAUUUUCUAGCAAGAUAGAGGUGUAUUUUACAUAUAAGCUCCUAUAUUCAGUUAUCGCGAGAUUGAUAAUAAGUCAGAAUGGUGUCAUACAGUUUUGGACUUGGGGUGACCGACAACAGGGCUGGGUCCCUUUUGUCUUAAUGCCCUCAGAAAACUGUGAUGAUUACAAGUUGUGUGGUGCAUAUGGUAGCUGCAACAGUCAAGAUUCUCCUGUAUGUGGUUGCUUAGACAAAUUUGUGCCAAAAGAUACUGAAGAUUGGCGGAAGACAGACUGGUCAGGUGGCUGCGUCCGGAGAACUGCACUAAACUGCCUCCAAGGAGACGUAUUUUUGAAGUAUUCACAUAUCAAAUUGCCAGACACACGGAACUCCUGGUGCAAUGUGACUAUGACACUAGAAGAAUGCAAGAAUAUCUGCUCUAAAAAUUGCUCUUGUAUGGCUUACUCAAAUCUUGACAUACGAAAUGGAGGAAGUGGAUGCUUAUUGUGGUUCGAGAAUCUGCUUGACAUUCGGCAGGUACCCAAUGAAGAGCAAGAUAUAUACAUCAGAAUGGCUGGUUCUGAAUCAGGUAGGUUUAUUGCUGAGUCCGAGUUGCCAGUGAUUUCUGAUUUAUUAUACCUGAAGAUGAAAAAAGAACUUAUGGUUGCAGGUAGUGUACAGCAAUCGGAUGGAAAGGAAGGAAAUGUACUUUUCUGGAUUCUUCCAUUAUCUGUUGGUGUGACUCUGGUAAUCCUUAGCCUGCUGGUCUGCUACAGAAGAAGGAAGAACGCUUUACAACUCAAAAAGAAAGGAAGAUGGGGAUGCAGUGGCAGCUAUAAGAUAGAUUACAACAGGAGUAAUUGUGCUGAAGAAUUUGAGAUACCACUGUUUGACUUAUCUAUGAUAGCCAAGGCUACUAAUAACUUUUCAAUGGACAAAAAGAUUGGAGAGUGCGGUUUUGGACCUGUUUAUAAGGGCACACUUGAAGGACAGGAAAUAGCUGUCAAACGGCUGUCUAGAACUUCAACACAAGGAGAAACCGAGUUCAAGAAUGAAGUUUUAUAUAUCGCAAAACUUCAACAUAGGAAUCUGGUGAAGAUUCUUGGCUGCUGCAUUGAAGGGGAAGAAAAAAUGUUGAUCUAUGAGUACUUGCCAAACGGGAGUCUUGAUUCAUUUAUAUUUGGUACAACUUCUCCAUCCAAUAUUGUGCAUAUUGAUUAA
Molecule: messenger RNA, 1812 nt
Organism: Nicotiana tabacum (common tobacco)
Lineage: Eukaryota; Viridiplantae; Streptophyta; Magnoliopsida; Solanales; Solanaceae
Source: RefSeq, a predicted model, not a curated record